Molecule: messenger RNA, 2154 nt
Organism: Haliotis rufescens (red abalone)
Lineage: Eukaryota; Metazoa; Mollusca; Gastropoda; Lepetellida; Haliotidae
Product: alkyl/aryl-sulfatase BDS1-like
Exons: 5
Coding region: 174-1922 (582 amino acids)
Biological process (GO): dodecyl sulfate metabolic process
Molecular function (GO): protein dimerization activity; linear primary-alkylsulfatase activity
Source: RefSeq, a predicted model, not a curated record
UCGUGAAGAGUAUGUUUAAUCUGAGGCUACAGACAUCCACGGAGACCAGAGAAUGGACUUUGAGCCGAAACAGUCGCCAGAUGUGUAGUGAUGGUAUGCAUUGAACCGUAACGCUCUACAGCUCCACCCACUGCAGCGGGCACAACGCACAACACACAAGAUACGAGUACAACAUGGCGAACACCGGCGUUGUUGUAGCCCUCGUCCUCGCGGCGGCGGCGUUCGGGGGAAACUGGCUGUGGUCAAGACAGGCUCGGAAGGAGCAGAUUGAGAGACUGGUCAGCAGUGUCCGCGCUCCGGACCUCCUGAAGCAACACUCGAACGUCUUCAACAAGAAGGAGAUCAUCCAGGUAACGGGCAACGUCUACUCUGCAGUCGGCUUCGCCCUCGCCAACUCCAUCAUGAUCGUCGGCGACGAUGGCAUUAUCAUUGUCGACGUCACGGAGAGUGUGGUUGCGGGGACGGAGGUUCUCGCCGCCUUCAGGAACAUCACCAGCAAGCCUGUCAAAGCCAUCAUCUACACCCACAACCACGCGGACCACACGUACGGAUCAAGGGCGUUUAUUGAGAAGGAUAAGCCGAUGCCGGAGAUCUGGGCACAUCGUAGCAUCAUGGCCGAGUUCCAAACCUUCUUCUACUCCGCUCCGAUAGGUUUUCAACGAGCCAUGAGGCAGUUUGGGGUCCUCAUCCCCAGCCACAUCAACUCCGGUAUCGGGAUGAAGUUGAGAGUGGCAGAGGACAGACAACAAUUGGGUCUCAUCUUCCCUACCAAGAUGUUCGUGGGGAUAGAGAGAGACAUCACUGUGGCAGGCGUGAAGAUGAAGCUGGUCCACAUUCCCGGGGAGACUGCAGACCAGAUUGGAGUAUGGCUGCCGGACCAGAAGGUGUUCCUGUGCGCUGAUGACGUCUACCGCGCCUUCCCCAACCUGUACGCCAUCAGAGGGACGCCGUCUCGCAGCCUACUCGACUGGACAUCCUCACUGGACAAGAUCAUAGACCUUGAACCUCACUACCUCGUCCCGAGUCACACACGACCGCUAGAGGGCGCUCCUACCAUCAUGACACUGCUGACCACUUAUCGAGACGCCAUCCAGUUUGUUCAUGAUCAGACUGUCAGGUUCAUGAACAAAGGCUUACUGCCAGAUGAGAUUGCUGCAAAAGUCCGUCUUCCAGAACACCUAGCAACACAUCCUUAUCUCAUAGAACUGUAUGGCACCGUUGAGUGGUCCGUUAAAGGCGUCUUUAAUACAUACAUCGGUUGGUUCAGCGGUGAUCCGGUUGACCUUUCACCUUUGACCCCGGACGAAUUUGCCAAUAGGUAUAUAGAGCUGGGUGGCGGUGUUGAUAGAUGUGUCACCACAGCACAAGAAGCACUUGACAAAGGAGAUUACAGAUGGGCCUUGACCUUGGCAUCCCACGUAAUUAGAGUAGACCAAAAGAACACAAAUGCUCGUCAAAUUGCCUCCCUUUGUAUGGUGGCGCUGGGAAAUCAGCAAAUCAGCGCCAACGGCCGGAACUACUUCUUCACGUCGGCACUGGAAGUUCUUGGAGAACUAAAUACCAAAGGAAAUGAAGGAAACCGUAGACAUGGCUUCAUAAGGGCCGCUCCCAUGGCAACGUUGUUCAGUAUGAUGCGGGUUCGGUUUAUGCCGGAAACAUGUCCAAAUACGAACACAACUGUUUUGUUUGAGUUUACUGACUCUAAUACCUUUAUUUCCUUAACAGUACGAAACUCGAUCGCUGUUAUCCGCGACAGACCAUUAACAUCUUAUCAAAUCAAGGUCAAGACGACAGAGGCAGUGUGGCGCGAAAUAACGAUCAGCAAGAUGGCCGCCUUGACGUCAUAUGCAAGUGGGGAGAUUGAGAUCAAUGGUGGAAUCAUCCACUUCAGGAAUGUCAUGUCCUGCUUCGAAAAAGAUUAGGAAAGCCAUUUUUGAAUGAUGGCAAACAUGAGCAACCUUAUUCAACAUGGCCUUCAUCAACACCUGGUGUUGAGCAGGUGUUCCUGGUUCACAUGUGUCCGUGAUGUCAUUGCUUCAAUGACGUUAAACUGUGCAACAUAUUCCAAAGAAAACGAUUUAUGAAUGUUGAAAAUGUGCUGUAUGUGUGUUCAGAUGUGAAUUAAAAGGGAAAUAUUACAUUCAAAACGUUUCA